AACAACUCGCAUUCGGUUGUUUGCUCGAACAUGCCGACGUAUGGAGCGGGACAGCCCCUCUUGCACGCACGGCGCAACGCGUUCACCGAGGCGGACCGCAAGUGCCGCGACGUCCUCUGCAUUCUCGUCUUCCUUCUCCUAUGGGUGGGAAUGGCAUUUGUGGCUGCUGUCGCGUACCAGAAUGGCAACCCUGGUGCACUCAUUUACCCUGUGGAUCACACAGGGAACUUGUGCAACGCGACGUAUCCUGACAUGUACUACCCGCACCCUCAGGCCGACGCAUCUGCUCACGUGCCAUACUACGGCAUUUGCGUCGCUCAGUGCCCCAUGAAAGGCGACGUCGUUGACGGGCGCGCCUCGAACGCCAGCUUCGCGCCACUGCUUCACCGCUGUAUGCCCAAAAACAUAUCGGACAUUUCGACGCGAGCUGCUUACGAGGGUGUGUUUGGUGACGCUUCGACUGCCUUCAAGUAUCUCUCUCGCUACAUUCACGACCUGCAGGUCACGUACAAGGCCAUAUUGGGCAUCGGUGCUGUCGGCGGCUUCGUCGGUUGCCUCUUUUGGCUCGCACUUCUACGCAUGGUGCCGAACCUCAUCGUAUGGGCCAGCAUUCUCGCUGUCCUUGUCGCGCUUCUCGCAUGCACGGCUGUGUGUGCGUCCGAAGCCAACUUGGUUCAAAGCUCUCAGAUCAGUGUCCUUGCGUCGUCGAUCCGGCUCGAAACCAACGCAAGCCAUGCUGCGUACUUCAAAGUGGCAACCAUCGUGCUUCUUGCUAUCGACAUAUGCUAUGUGCUAGUCCUCGCUUUCCUUCGGUCACGCAUUCAGCUCUCGAUUGGCAUCAUCAAGGUUGCUUGCACCGGCCUCUCGCACAUUCCCAUGCUGCUGUUUUUUCCAAUCGUGCCUGCGCUCAAGCUGCUCGCACUAUUUGCAUACUUUGUCGUGUCAUCCGUGUACAUUGCGAGCUGUGGAAAUCUCUCAGCGACGCAGCUGAAGGCUACAAUGCACGGACCCCACUUCGCCGAGACGAGAGACAAUGCGACAGAUCCGAGCGUCAUGAAGUACCUCUUUGCCUACAACGUCUUUGGCGUCUUUUGGACACAACAGCUGAUUGAAGCGAUCGCUGUGUGCACGAUCUCUGGCGCAAUUUGUCGCUACUACUGGUGUGACAACGAUCGGCGCCGUGAUCUUGGCUGGGCCGUCGGGGCGUCCGCGUAUUACUCGUUGCGGUACCAUUUCGGAACGCUGGUCUUUGGCGCCGGCAUUCUGGCGGUCGUGCAAUUUCUUCGUGUGCUCCUGGAAUACGUUGACCGCCAAACGCAAGGGACACAAAACAAGGCUGUGCAGAUUGUCGUGUGCUGUUGCCGCUGCUGCCUCUACUGCCUACACAAAGUCGUCAAGUUCCUCAGCUCGAAUGGUUACAUCCUGGUUGCAAUGAAGGGCGGCUCGUUUUGCCACUCGAUCGUCGACGCUUUCAACCUCGUGGCCGCCAACCUCGGCCGCAUUGGUACACAGAGCAUCGUUGCAACUUACGUUUUGUUCUUGGGAAAGAUGAUCAUCACGGCCGUGUGCGUUCUCGGCAUGUACGCCUUUGAGGUGUCCCAUGUGUUGUUGCACCUCACAAGCCCGUUUCCCCCGCUGAUCGCGACAGGUCUUUUGGCGUAUGCGAUCGCGUGUCUCUUUCUUGGAGUUUUCGACGUUGCCAUCCACACGGUACUCCUCAGCGUCUGCGAGGACGAGAAAAUAAACCGCACGACGGGUCAGUACUAUGCGACACCAGAAAUCCGCUCCUAUUUGGAUGACUCGGCCAAGUAUGCUUUCAAGCACCACCUGCCCGACAGUCAAGAUGCAUCAGUGUAAACAAGACCACGGGAUCAUGUACACACGAGAGAACAAGUGUCGUCUAUGAAUGUAAUGAAAUGCAUAUUCUACGCGA
Messenger RNA from Saprolegnia diclina VS20, 1933 nucleotides. RefSeq lists its product as hypothetical. The coding region runs from base 31 to 1857 and encodes 608 amino acids. The record is from RefSeq and is a predicted model, not a curated record. The transcript has 7 exons. Gene Ontology annotation, biological process: transmembrane transport. NCBI's taxonomy places the organism in Eukaryota, Oomycota, Saprolegniomycetes, Saprolegniales, Saprolegniaceae. Gene Ontology annotation, molecular function: transmembrane transporter activity. Gene Ontology annotation, cellular component: membrane.